Messenger RNA from Neurospora crassa OR74A, 333 nucleotides. RefSeq lists its product as hypothetical. NCBI's taxonomy places the organism in Eukaryota, Fungi, Ascomycota, Sordariomycetes, Sordariales, Sordariaceae. The record is from RefSeq and is a predicted model, not a curated record. The transcript is spliced from 2 exons. The coding region runs from base 1 to 333 and encodes 110 amino acids.
AUGAGCGUGGACAGCCCGGAAGCGGACACGGCCAAAUUCCCACACAUAGAUGUGUUUGAUAGCGCACAGGGUAAAGCUGUAGCCAACGACCGUCUACAUCCCGAUAUCGUGCUUGCGGCUACGGGAGGCUUUGCCAGCUUUCUUCCGGACCGGGCAAGCCUCCUUAAACCGCCUAGCUAUCCCAGCUACGCCUACAUUGUGCCAACAAAACAGGCCUCACACAGAGAUGGGAUUGCGUGGAUAAUACUACGGCUACCCGACAGACGUGUUACUUCAUCUGUUCAUACCCCUAGUCGUCACCGGCUUCCCAGCAUCGUUCCACGACAGUCAUAA